Molecule: messenger RNA, 1080 nt
Organism: Sporothrix schenckii 1099-18
Lineage: Eukaryota; Fungi; Ascomycota; Sordariomycetes; Ophiostomatales; Ophiostomataceae
Exons: 2
Coding region: 1-1080 (359 amino acids)
Source: RefSeq, a predicted model, not a curated record
AUGGUGCCUGUUCGAAGAUAUCUCCGCAUCAGCAAAUACUCGGUGCUCGAGUGCCGCAUCUACGUCGACAACCCGGCCCUCGUGCAGUCUUGGCUGCUGCACCCCCGCGAUCCAGUGCUGCCCCGUGUCAUUGAGAGCGUGCGGCCCUUGGUACUUCCGAAAUUAAUGGAAGAAAGGGAACGGGCAAAGAAAAAGGGCACAAAGAAGAAGGGUGCGAUUCGUGACGUGCUUGUCGAAGAAACAAAUACACGGCAUUCGUUGCUGUUCAAGCAUCGACGCGCACGCGACAAAACCCAAACGCGGCUGGUUUCUAACUCGUCCAAGCUCACCGGUGGGACGAGCGACGCGCCCAUUGAUGUAGAGGACGGUGGCAAUGGCGACCUGCGGGUCGAGCUCGACCAAGAUGGAAACGUCGAGAACGGCGAUGGAGACGAAGAUGUUGUCUUGACGGCAGCAAGUGUGGGAGGCACAAGGCAACAGCCUGACAGGGAAGUCCCGCCAAAUCUGCUUCUGGAAGACAGCGACGACGAAGUCCCGUUUGCCCUGCAGGAUAUUCCUGAUAUCCAAGAGGACAAAGAGGGGGGUGUUGAUACUGCAGAUGCUACGACACGGCGGUCCAAACGCCAAAGACAAGACCCUGUACAGGUCAGGGACAGUGGUGACGAUGAAGACGGCGCUGACAAUCGUGAGGGGGUCGAAAGUGACAACGACUCACUAUUCAUGAGCCACAACGAGAACGAUGAUGACCACGAAGAACCUCCGUCAAAACGCUCGCGGGUCGUCCCUGUGGAUGCAGACAAUGAAGACGAGGCGAGCCGCAAGAAGAAGAAGCUAGCUAUGGACGUCAUCUACGAAGGUUUUGCCAUUUACGGCCGCGUCUUGUGCCUCGUGGUAAAGCGACGUGGUCCGCCUCGUGGCCGAGGUGCGCAGACUGUUCUUCCAACCUCGGUCGGUGGCAGUCGACCAGGAAAUUCGUCGACUAGCCUGGAACCUACAAAACCCGGGGGGCAAGCUGCCAUGGAAAACUGGAUUGCCUCGACACAAAUGCCAAUACCCCAGGCAUCCGAGGAGAUGUCAUAA